UAAAAAAUUAUAUAAUUGAUGGAAAAGAUAUGUUUAUACAACAUUUCGUUUAAGUUUUUUUAUAUGAUUCUUAAUAUUGUAAUUUUAUUAAACGACAUAUAUCGCUAUUAGAUAAAUGUUUAGCGGUUGUCAAGACCUACUUAUUUACAUACUUGUCAACUGAUGACAAUUGACAGUUGAAUAAUGUUAAGAGACUGUCGUCGUGUUAUUAUUUUUUCAUAUAUUAUUGUUGAUAGUCUUGAUGUUGUUAAUAAGUAACAUAGCGUUUAUAUGAGUAUUUCAAGGAAAAAAGCCUUAAAAUGUUUUCUGCUCUUAAGAAAUUGACGAGAAGUGGAGAUGACCGGUGUCCAGCCCCAAUGCCCAUGUCCUCUUCGUUGCAGAAAAAAUUCUCUAGAGGGGUUCAUUUUAACAUGAAAAUUUUGAUCAAAGGAGAUAGGAAUGUGGGAAAAUCGUGUCUUCUACAACGUUUACAAGGCGGAGCUUUUACUGAAAAAUAUAUUCCAACAGAACAAAUACAAGUAGCACCUAUUCAUUGGACAUAUAAAAAUACUGACUAUAUUGUAAAGGUUGAAGUUUGGGAAGUAGUUGAUAAAGGUCGUGCUAAAAAGAAGCCACCUUUAGGUCUCAAGUUGGAGAACCAAACGGCUCCCGUUGAAACGGAAGAACAAUAUGAAACACCUGUACUGGACGCCACAUUUCUAGAUGUUUAUAAGAAUGCUACUGGGGUUAUAUUAAUGAUGGACAUUACUAAGCCAUGGACUUAUGAAUAUGUGGUGAAGGAGUUGUCAAACAUACCAAAAGAUCUGCCAGUGGUGAUCCUCGGCAAUCACUGUGAUAUGCAGCAUCAUAGACAAGUACAUCCUCAUCACAUUGAACAGGCCUUGGAACAAGCAAAAUUAAUAAGAGCGGCACCGAUACGGUAUGCAGAAUCAUCAAUGAGAAAUGGCUUUGGCUUAAGACUGCUGCACAAGUUUCUGAGUGUUCCAUUUUUGAAAUUACAAAAAACCAGUCUACUGGAGCAACUACAAAGAAACCAAAAAGAUAUGGAGGAAAUUGAGAAGGAACUUGAUGAUUUUCAAAACUCAGAUGAAUCUCGUUACGAUCAGUUCGUUGAGCGUCUCGCCAGUAAGCGUCGGCAGAACGACGAUCAACCGCGGUUGAUCGAACGUGCUCCAAGUAUAGUACUAGGGGCUGGGAAGCCUAUCAUACCACCAGGAGUUAACCCACUAUUAGCACAAUCUAUUAAUCCUACAAUCGUUAAACCGCCAUCAAAUGAAAGUAGACUGACAACACAAACUCAAUAUGUAAGUCCGGAAUUAAUGAGGCCUAAACCUCCAGUCAGUAUGGAAAUGACUCCUUCAAAGGUUCAAGAUAGCGUUCCAAGUACACCCGUCACAAACGCUUCUAUUGGAUCAUCUGGAGCGUUAGAAGAGUUCUAUGCAGGCACUCUUGAUAGCAGUUUUCUGGAAGAUCUACAACCUAUGAAUAAUAACAGUCAAGAAAUUACCUACGACACUGACAGCGACGAUGACAAUAAAAUAAACCCUAAAGUCAUAGUUGAUGAAGAUGACUUAGAACUUGAUUAUAGUGUACCAGUCCUACAAACUGUUCCUAGGAAAACAAGUGCUGAAGAGAUAAAGAGAGAUAUUAAUAGAGAAACAGAAGAUUUCGGAAAGAUGUUUAUAAGCCAAGGGACCAUCAGCAAGGAAGUCAAAUAUAAUGAACAUGAUUUUUCUAUAUUGGAUGAUGAUGGUUUAAAUAAUAUGAAUAGUGAUUUCCAUUGUGGGCUGGAGAUGCGACCGUCAGACGGUCUCCUGAAGGGGGCGAGGAUCCAGAUAAUUCUAAAGAGCCUGAUGUGAAGGUGGAAAAGAAACACAAGAAGAAAAAAUCUAAAGACAAAGACAAAGGAGACUACAGUGAUAAGUCUGAUAGAAAGGAAAAGAAACACAAACACAAAAAAUCCAGAGGAGAAAAACCUAACCCUCAAAGAGAUUUACUGGAGCCAUCCGUCACCACAGACUUUAAUUAUGAAGAAUAUGAUAGUAUUUAACUGUUUUGAUAGAUUAUAUAACAGAAAUUAUUAUAUUAUAAUGAACGUUUUUUACCUGCUUUUAUAUGGAUCACAUAUAAAACGGUAGUUAAUGUACAAUAUAUUAUAUUGUGAAGGAUAUAUAAUUAUCUUCUCAAAAGAUAUAUACAAAUAUGUAUUAAUUAUAUGAGCUUUAGAUGUUGCUAGAUGCUUAAUGUGGAAUUAUAUUAAACGAUGUGACUUGAAAAAUAUACGCUAAAGUUUAAGAAAACCUUGCCAGUUUAAUUAAUAAAAUUUAAUUUUUAAUAUUAUUGAAGAAUUUUAAGUCGUACCUUGAACACGUCGCCAUAUUUUAAUGUCGAGUUUUGAUAAUAUCGUUGAGUGGUUCCGUAAUUUUACCUUUUCAAUGUAAAAACAAUGAAACAUAAUAAAAAUAAUAAUAAUAAAUUAUAAAUAAAUAUAUGUUAUGUUACAGUCUUAUUUACGUUAUCCGAAAUUGUCUGUUAUACAUGUGUGUGUCUUGAUGUACGAUUUUGCAUGCGAUCACCUAUAAAAUAAUUAUUAUGGAAUUUGCAGAUGCUAUGAAAUGAAGUUCUUGUUAUUAAUUACUGUACAAACAAUUUUAUAUAUGUGAAAAAACGCGGUCAUGAGCCUCGUUAGUAUUAUUAUUAUAAAUAGUUGCACUGCUUCAUUGUGGGCUGAAUAAACACUUCAAGAAAAAAAAAAUACUUAAGAAAAAUCAAAUACAUAUAUUUUAUUUUCUUUUAAACAACUGUUAGAUGAUUCUCUUUAUUUGUUACUGCCCAGUGGCAGUGUUUGAAAGCGCUUCAAACUAUUAACAUAUGUAUAAACAUAUAAAUGCAUUUUGAAAUUAUUUUUUUUAUAUAAAUAUAUUCUAGUCAUUGAUAAAAAAAUAUAGUGACUCAUGUCUCCCAAACAACUUCCUUCUACAUAUAUAUAAAAUAUAUUAAUCAUUAUCCCACAAGUAAUUAAAAUGAUAUUUACCUUUUCUUUGCUACAUUUGAAGAAAACGAAAAAUAAAAGUGGCCUGAUAAUAUGGCGUUAGGUUAAAAGCUUUUUAUUUUUUUUUAAUAUAUAAUAAAUAAUAAUGUGAGAGUCGAUUACAGAAAUGUUAACAUCAAAUUAAUGCUAAUGUUAAUGUGAUCGAUCUAAAAUUUUAUAUUUUAAAUGUUGCAUAUAUAUAUGAUAGCGUUAUAUUAAAAUGAAUUUUUAUUACAGUUAUCGCUUGUUACUUAAAUAAACCAUUUUUAAACAGGU
Messenger RNA from Danaus plexippus (monarch butterfly), 3307 nucleotides. Its product is annotated as rab-like protein 6. Gene Ontology annotation, molecular function: GTP binding; GTPase activity. The coding region runs from base 300 to 1859 and encodes 519 amino acids. The record is from RefSeq and is a predicted model, not a curated record. NCBI's taxonomy places the organism in Eukaryota, Metazoa, Arthropoda, Insecta, Lepidoptera, Nymphalidae. Gene Ontology annotation, cellular component: nucleus; cytosol. The transcript has 11 exons.